AUGUGUUGUCGCGGUGGAGGACAAAGCCACAUAAAUUCGCUCGAGCAUCUUGGCACCAACACCUGCCAUCCUGGAAUGUGUCUAUUCACGGGCGGGACAGCAAGCUACAGGGAUGGCAACAGCAACAAGACAGCGCCCCGGCAACGAAUGCACGGCUGGCGACAGAUAUACUGUACCCGCGGGUGGCCGGUCGCGAUAGUGCCCUCCAAUAUUGACCCCUCGCUUUCGUGGAAACGUGAAGCUUUCGAUGGGCUCAUUCCGAGGAUCAUACCCAGCGAAAGAGAGUGUUUACUUGAGUUGGCAAACUGCCAUAGUGUUGAGCUCUGGCCUGUCGUCGAGGGCAUUGCGCUGACAAAUGCAUUUGGUGUGGAACUAGGGGUCACGGAGCAGGAGUAUGGUGGAAUCUUCCCCCAUGUUAGCUGUGCAAAUCAUUGUUGCGGACUGAAUACUGCUAUAAAAUGGGACCCUGCAACAUUCUCAGUGUCGAUGUACUCUCUCCGUGAUGUCCAAGCCGGAGAGGAAAUCCACAACCAGUAUAUUGAUGUUCUCGCCCUCGCGCCAAACGACGGGCCCAGCUCGCCCAAUACGACUUUCGAUGCCGCCAGGGCUGAGCUGCGCGACUGGCGCAACACACACACACAAGAUUCGAGCCUUGGGCAGAGGGAUAUGUGUCGUUCGGAUGACGUCGUUAUCGAGUCGAGUCUGCGGGCGCUGGAGCUCGUCAGACAAGAGGGCUUAUGGGGAAUGCAGGUUCCGUUUAUGGAGGACCUCGCAUUGAGCUACGCGGUCCUUGGUGAUGAAGAGCGGUUCCGAGUGUGGGCGGAGAAGGAGAUGGGGAUGGCAGACGAAACAGAGGAAACUACUUGA
This is a messenger RNA of Mycena indigotica, 867 nucleotides long. RefSeq names its product SET domain-containing protein. The transcript has 7 exons. The record is from RefSeq and is a predicted model, not a curated record. Bases 1 to 867 code for a protein of 288 amino acids. Lineage: Eukaryota; Fungi; Basidiomycota; Agaricomycetes; Agaricales; Mycenaceae.